This is a messenger RNA of Histoplasma capsulatum G186AR, 1626 nucleotides long. RefSeq lists its product as uncharacterized. The record is from RefSeq and is a predicted model, not a curated record. NCBI's taxonomy places the organism in Eukaryota, Fungi, Ascomycota, Eurotiomycetes, Onygenales, Ajellomycetaceae. The transcript has a single exon. The coding region runs from base 1 to 1626 and encodes 541 amino acids.
AUGGCUUCCGCUCCUAACCUUCUUCGAGGCAACGCUUUACCACAGCUCAUUAAUGCCCUUCGAAGAUUACAAGACGACCCAGAACUCCUUGCUCGAGAGCGAGAGCAGUACCGCGACUCUCCACCACCAUACCCGUCAGGCGAGACAACACAGCCUCCUAGCCUUCCUCGUUCUCCCUCUGAAUCUCAACUAGAAUGGCAGCGGGAAGAAGAACGUAAAAGUUCAGUCCCUGGUAGGCAGUUCAAGUACCAGACUCUGAGGGAGUAUCACCUGCUCAUUGAACAGAUUAGAAGGAGGCGGGAAAGACGGAAAUACACGCUGCCUUACGACGACAAGCUCGACCUCAUUGGGAAUGCGGAGAACAAUGUCAAAAAUCGCUGGAUAGAGCAAGGGAUAUGGAAUGAUAAAUGGAGCUUAUACUCUGUUGGGCCACGUUGGAAACACGAAGAGCCUCUUGAACCACCACCAGCGCCGGACCCCAAACCACAGCCACGCUCAUCAUCCCACCCAAGAUUUACAUUCGGGCUAUUCGGACUAGAACUCCCGGAGUGCCCGAAACCACAGGAACCACCAAUAGCUUAUACCGAGGAACAGCUGGCGUCCAAGGAGCGUGAAAGGGCAGCCUCUCGUCCCUACCAUCAGUUUCUUUUCCAGAUGUCCAAAGAACGCGAAUGGAUUGAAGAUGAAUUGUACAUCGACAUUUUUGACAUGGACGCCAAGGUCUAUGAAAACGUCAAGAAUCGCUGGAUCGAACAAAAGAUCUGGAACCCUAGGUGGGGUGAUAUGCCCGGAAUGACCUGGAUCCACGAAGAGCCUGACAACCAUGAAUCUGAUAUUUCGAACCACCCCGUCGCAGUUCCAGAAGAGGGAUUUCGAGCUAACGCUGCCGAAAUUGACGCACAAUCUCGCCACUCUACCGGCCGUCGUAUUUAUUUUGGUUUGGCAUCCUCCGAGGCAAACCACGAUCAACGUGGCCGGAGUAGAUCCCCAUCGGUACCACGAAUGGUAGUAGACUCCAAUGGAGCAGGCCUUGGGUCCACCACUACAAAGAAAACCAAACGAUCAAGCCGCGCAGCGGUUAAUAUGGAGGGUACACCGGUGCCUCGUGAGUCAGCCAACCGGACUCUUCGGGCAGAUAGCUCAUCAAAAGUCAGAAAACACCCCAAACGGAAUCCUCCAAGGCGUCACCUGCAAAAACGCAUUCAGGAUAUGGCUGGGUCCGCAGACGCACGUCGACGUGCACUGGGUAAUCUUAGAGGAACUGAGCAACAGGAACAACAGGCUGACGAUGCGAAUUCAUCUCCCACUGCCUCACAGUUGCCACAACGGAACCUCAGAUUGGAUACUGGAGAAUCCCCACCAGUAGUGCGUCGAAGCUCCAGGAUCGAGGCACGGAGUGGAACAAGUAAAAGUACAAUGUAUGACACAGCUCCAGCUCCAACUCCUGCUAGAAGACGUCGCCGCCGUAGCCAGCAGGUGAAUCCUGAAAUAUCCGCAAAUCCACGCCAACGACGAGGAGUCUUGAAGAAUCGCCCCAGAAGACAAGAGACCACGAGCUCUCUGAACGCCCAGCCAGAACCACGCCGGAAAGGCAGGUUGAGGGUAAAGGCAGGCCUCGUUGGCUGA